This is a messenger RNA of Setaria italica (foxtail millet), 1236 nucleotides long. Its product is annotated as UBP1-associated proteins 1A-like. NCBI's taxonomy places the organism in Eukaryota, Viridiplantae, Streptophyta, Magnoliopsida, Poales, Poaceae. Bases 1 to 1236 code for a protein of 411 amino acids. The record is from RefSeq and is a predicted model, not a curated record. The transcript is spliced from 2 exons. Gene Ontology annotation, molecular function: RNA binding.
AUGGGUCGGAAGCGGAAGCGGCCCCGCAAGGUCGAGCCGCCGGCGGAGCGAGUCCAUCGGGAGUCGACCGGCGAAGAAGUCGACGGCGAGGACUCCGUGACGACGAACCCACCAAUGGCGGGGCCUUCGGUUUCCGUCGAGCGCGAGGAAGUGUCGGAGGCGGCUGCGGCGGAGGAGGACGAAGAUAUCGGCGAGCUACUGGAGCCGUUCACCAGGGACGAGCUCCUGGAGCUCCUCACGGACGCCUGCCUCCGGAGCCCCGCCCUCCUCGCCCGCGUCGCGGCCUCCGCCGCCUCCGACGCUGCGCCCCGGCGCCUCUUCGUGCACGGCCUCGGCCCGGGCGCUACCUCCGCAGCGCUGGCCGCCGCAUUCGCCCCCUUCGGCGCGUUCGACGAGUGCCACGCCGUCGCCGACCGCGCCACGGGCCGCUGCCGAGGCUACGGCUUCCUCGCCGCCCUCGGCCCCGUCGCACGGUCCUCCUCCUCCGACCGCAAGCUUUUCGUCGACAACGUGCCCGAGCGCGCCGCGCACGACGACCUGAGGGGGCUCUUUUCAAAAUUCGGCGAGAUCGAGGAGGGACCCCUCGGCGCCGACCGGGCCACAGGGCUCUUCCGCGGGUACGCCAUCUUCUUGUACAAGACGCCCGAGGGGCUCAGGAAGGCCCUCGAGGAGCCCACCAAGGUGUUCGACGGGUGCGAGCUCCAGUGCCGGCGCGCAUACAGGGGGAGCAAUCCGAAGCAUGCUGCCGCCACACCCACAGACACAGGUGUGCAGAGCAAUGGUGGCGCCGUUACCGCGGUAUUGUCCUCAGUCCAGGCCAAAGACCUUGCAUUGACAUCCAAGCCCUCGCUGCUUCAGUUGAAUCAGUCGGUUGGGCUGAAGGCGAAGGGGAGUAGCUCAGCCACGGCCAUAGCUCUCUUUCGUCAGAAUGUCCCUGCUGGUGGUGCUGGUAUCCUUGGUGCGGCCCCUGUCACCACGGCUGUGUCCUCUUCGCUGGUUCAUGGCACAUCAAGCACACCACCAAGUCAUUGUGGGGCUGCAAUUGGGCAUGUUGGAUUGAAUGACGCUGCUAGAGCUGGUGCAUCACCCAUGGUGUCUGUAAUUGGGUCGAACAAUUCAGCAUCAUCUCUUCAGGUCCAGGGACUGGGAGCUGCAAAGAAUACCAUGCCACCUUCUUUGCAUCCUGGUCAGUUGUCGACUAGGCCUGGCUUGAUACAGCACUACCUGGGAAGAUAG